This is a messenger RNA of Kluyveromyces marxianus DMKU3-1042, 1404 nucleotides long. It is a transcript of the gene BRL1, whose product is annotated as Brl1p. Bases 1 to 1404 code for a protein of 467 amino acids. Gene Ontology annotation, biological process: nuclear envelope organization; lipid homeostasis. NCBI's taxonomy places the organism in Eukaryota, Fungi, Ascomycota, Saccharomycetes, Saccharomycetales, Saccharomycetaceae. The transcript has a single exon. Gene Ontology annotation, cellular component: nuclear membrane; nuclear envelope. The record is from RefSeq and is a predicted model, not a curated record.
AUGGAUGAAUUUAAUGCACUUUCCUUAAACUCCACCAUUCAAGAUGAUACAUUAGAAGAAUCAGACUUACUGGCGAUUUCUAACUUAUCGAUAUCUGAGAAAAAACCGAUAGCAGAAGAUCUCAUCAGUAAAUUUCUUCCUUAUUCGCCGCCAUGUCCAUCACCUUUGCGCUCGACUGUAAGUAUCCCCGAGAGCUGUCUAUCUGAUAAAAUGGAUAUAGAUGAAGAAUACGAUAAUUCUUUAAACGUAAAUACCAUUCCUGGGAACAAAUCAAAUGAGGAUAUUAUAGAGGAGAUUGAAACAGAAGAUGAGGACGAUACCAAUCGUGAACAAAAGGGUCUUAUCAAAGCACUGCUUUCGCCAACAAGUCUCGGAAUUGCAUUGGCAACAAGAGAUUUGAACAAGAAUGAACAAGAUGAGGACCACAAGCAACUAGGGCAACAAAAUGAACAGGAAGAAAGUAAGGAUGUUCCGGUAACCAUUACUGAUAAACUUCCAACAGAGCCAACAGAAGAAAAGACGAGUGCGGAAUCUAUUUCGUCUUCAAAUGAAGGCAGUCAAAACGUCUCGGGGCUUCAGACUCCAGAACGUCAAAAGAGACCAUGGCAGAUAAACAUUCAGAACCAUCAUCAUUACUACAUGGUGACUGACGCCAAUGGCGAACCAUACAAAUAUACACCCCCGAUAGAAGAAGUAGAGCAGGCUGAAAAUGAGAACGAGAACCAAUUGCCAGUUCCAUGGUCCUCUAAAUCUCGACCUGCUUCCAAAGCUUCGUAUGCAUUUACAACUUAUCUACAAAUGGCUUUGAACACUUUAACAGUCAUGAUCAUAUGUUCAACCAUCACUGCAUUUGCAAAAUCCGUGCGCACAGAUAUCAGAGCCACCUGGGAACACCAAAAGCUAGAACUAGAUUACGAAUCGGCAAAGUGCAAGGUCCAAUAUCUUGCCAACCAUUGUGCGGACAACGAAGUAGUACCGGCACUAUAUGAUCAAUGUAACGAAUGGGCAAGAUGUAUGAGCAGGAACAACAAGAUAUAUUUCCGCGCAAGAACCUCCUUAGGCGCUAAACUCUUUGCUGAGAUUGUCAACUCACUGAUCGAACCCUUGGGGUGGAAGACUCUACUGGUUAUCCUACUUACGUUGGCUAUAUGGUGCUUCUCAUCGAACUUUGUUUUAGGAUUCAUGCGCGCCAAAAGCUAUUAUGGUGGCUCACCAACCCAGACUCAUCCUCAAAUUCAAUCUAAAUCGCAGCCAAACGCUGGAUGCUUGCUCGCUUCUGAAGUUCCUCCUGCAAGCGCAAUUGUUGUCACUAAUACCGACUCCAAUACAAAAACUAGUGCUAGUAGUAAUAGCGCAUCGUCGUCAUCGUCACCGGCAUUGUCAAAGAAAAAUAUGUUCACGUGA